Molecule: messenger RNA, 1617 nt
Organism: Rubroshorea leprosula
Lineage: Eukaryota; Viridiplantae; Streptophyta; Magnoliopsida; Malvales; Dipterocarpaceae
Source: the annotation of a GenBank genome assembly
GUACGUCACUGGUUACGUCCAUAUGGCCUGUAUAAAUACACAAGAAACAGAGGUGAAAGCAACCAGCGACCAUGAGAGGGGGGGUUGCAGAAGAUUCAAGGCUGGAAGUGCCAGUAUACGAGCUAAAUCAAUCCAGAAGUCCAAACCCUCUUCUUGUAAUUUCCACUGAAUCCGGCUCCAACUUCACCAAGGAAGCCACCGUGAAUGGCUUACAUGAUUCAAGGAACCCUGUGGGGUCGGAGCUCAGUGCACUUGAAGCUUGGCUUCCUAUUACAGAAUCUAGAAAUGGGAGUGUACAUUCUGGAGUCCUUCAUGUUUUGUGCUCAGGAAUAGGAUUCCAGGCCCUUUUGCUUCCUGUAGCAUUGGCAACUCUUGGAUGGGCAUGGGGGACUGUAUGCUUGUUAGCGGCAUAUGCAUGGCAGCUCUAUACCAUAUGGCUUCUAGUUCACCUUCACGAGCCAGCCCCUGGAACCCGUCAUAGCCGCUACCUCCGCCUUUCAAUCGCUGCCUUUGGUCUAAAGCUAGGGAAAUUGCUCGCAAUUUUCCCUGUAAUGUACCUAUCUGGAGGUUCCUGUGUUAUGCUGAUCAUUACAGGAGGGGGCGUAUUGAAUCAAAUUAUCAAGAUCAUGAGUGGAGAUGAGGCUAAGUCGUUGACCGGAACAGAGUGUUUCUUGGUGUUCACUUGCAUAGCCAUGGUUAUAGCUCAAAUAUUUCCCAAUUUGAAUUCACUAGCUAGUGUCUCCCUUACUGGAGCCAUUUCUGCAAUUGGAUAUUGUACUCUAAUAUGGGUUCUCUCCCUCAGUAAAGGAAGGCCUGAGGGCAUCUCUCAUGACACAUCUAGUGUGGAAAAAUCUGGUAUGAGGGGAUUUGUGAACAUCAUGAAUGCUAUUGGAAUUAUUGUACUUGUAUUCAGAGGUCAUAAUCUUGUGCUUGAAAUUGAGGGAACAUUACCUUCUACUCCAAGGCACCCGGCAUUUGAACUAAUGUGGAGAGGAGUAACGAUUUCCUACAUUAUAAUAGCAAUGUGUUUAUUUCCACUUGCAAUAGCUGGAUUUUGGGCUUAUGGAAAUGGGGUACCUACAACUUUAGGGACCUUAAAUGCAUUUUUGCAGCGUCAAGAAGAGGAUACAUCAAAAUAUGUGAUAGGCUUAAUCUGCCUAUUGCUGGUUAUAAGUUGCUUGUGCUCAUACCAAAUUUAUGCCAUGCCAGUUUUUGACAACCUAGAGUUAAUCUACAUUAGCAAGAAGAACAAGCCAUGCUCAAGGUUGAUUCGCGCUGGUUUGCACCUUUUCUUCGGAGGACUGACAUUCUUUAUAGCAGUGACUUUUCCCUUUUUGGGAAGCUUAGCUGUUCUAAUUGGAGGAAUCACAUCACCACUGACGUAUGCCUAUCCAUGUUUCAUGUGGAAUUCAAUCAAGAGGCCUCAAAAGAAUGGUGCCAUUUGGUGUGUUAACAUAGGACUAGGAUGGUUAGGAAUUGUUUUGAGCAUGUUGUUAGUAGUUGCAGCUUCAUGGAACUUAGCUGACAAAGGCUUGAUUGCCAACUUUUUCAAGCCUUAAUCACAUAUGCAGAAGAAAAUAUCACAGAUUGUGUUUGAAAUCAAAGGGGUCACUUUUU